AUGGCGAGGAUGCGUGGGGUUGGGCCGGGGGAAGAUGUCGUGGCCUCCACGGCCUUGGUUGAGGGCUUUCAGCAUCUAUCUGCGCUCGAGUCGGGCGUCGCAGGACCAUUGUCGACUGGGACGGAACCGGAUCUUCUCGAGCCUUUCAUGGGAACUCAGCAAGACGGUUCAGCAAAAUAUGGGCCAACGAGCAUCUUUACCCAUGUCAUGCGUCCAGACGAUUCGAGGGGCGUCGUCGCGACAUCUACGAGCAGCGCGUGCGCGACGACCAUGAAUUCGUUCUCCAUCAUUCCCAGCUGCAUAGCCCUGUUCUUUCGUUACCAAUAUUCGACACAUAUGUUCAUCCAGCGAGAAACCUUUAUCACCGACUUCAACCAUUGGUGGGCCCAAGGGAACACCGACCUUGUAUGGGGAUCUUGUACUCCGUCCCUUGUGAACGCAAUCUCCGCCAUUGGGGCUUCUAGCUCGGAAGACGAGCAUGUUCGUGCCAAAGCCAAACAUUUCUAUACCAGAUCUCUUGAUCGCGUGAUGGCCGAGGUAUUAUCCUCGCCCACCAGAUGCGGCGUACAGACUCUGCUGUGUCUCGGGACAUAUGCAAUGGGACAUAAUGAUAUAUCGCAAGCCUGGCUCUUGUCGGGCAUGGCGCUCAGAAUCUUGCAAGAUCUUGGCUUACAGCACGAUCCAGACAGAUAUGCCGUCGACCUCUCAUCUGACAGACUCGCCAAACGAGAAUCACAUCGCCGCUUGUACUGGGGCUGCUACGCCAACGACAAGCUGUUUUCUCUCUUCCUAGGCAGACCUUUGAGCAUGUACGACGAGGAUGCCAACGUCCAGAUAUCUGCUUCCGCACCACAGAUUCCGAUAUUCAACAAUUUCCUCAAAGCACACAACCUGGAAGCCCUUCUAGAGCCACUCCCAGCAGUUCCGCGUUUCAGCCUGGUCUUCAACGAAUUGAUUCGCCUUUCGUCGAUCCUGCACACCAUCAUGAAGCGCUUCUUCGCGCCUAGCCGCCCCGACUUUCGCGCCAUCGAGGGUGGUCUGGCAAAGGCCGUCAGCGAAUUCAACACCCUCCUCCUAGCAUUCCACAACAAUCUCCCAUCUGAGGUUCGUUUCCGGCCGUUAGUUCCAGUCAGUCUGGUGCACGACGAGCUGAGUCCUCGAGUGGCGUCCCUGCACGCCAUCUAUCAUGCCUCCCGCCUGUCGCUAAACAAACCGUUCCUCUUCCUGGCAGCCCGCAAUAAACAGCGCCUGGCAAACCUCGACUGGGCGGAACAGGUCCUCGAAAUCUGCGUCGACUCGACGCAGACUCUGGUGUCCUUGAUAUCACGCUUCAAGACGCAACAUCGAGGGCUGCGGAUGGCGCCCAUGAUUUUUGUGCAUGCGGUCCUCAUCGCAAUCGCCAUCGCGGUGGAAAGCGGAGGGCAGAUGACAGCCGCCGCCGCACACGCGUCGCAAAAUUCAAUAGAUGGACACAACGGCCAGUGGGCGGAGUUGGACAGCUACAAACUGCCCCUGUACGGGUUUCUUGGAGACAUGGCACCGAGCUGGGGUUUGGCGGCGGAAGCCAGAAGAAAGCUGGAAGAAUUCAUUUGGGGCGACAGGGGAGAGAGAUGCACAGAGGAGGCACGUGCGCAGCAGAACGUCGAGCUGCGAGAGGGUGACGGCGAGGUCGAUGCGGAUCUGCCACGGCAGAGCCUGCGCAUCCCCGAAACAUCACAAAAGCAAGACGCCGGUCAACACGACAGCAACAACGGCAACGGCAACAGUGGCAAUCACUUGGAUGAUUGGGCUAACCUGAUUCGCCAGUUCGAGCUCGACCACGACCUGGACGCGUUCGAAGACGUGUUUAGAUUCAGCGAGUCGUUUCAAGACUAG
Molecule: messenger RNA, 1875 nt
Organism: Cyphellophora europaea CBS 101466
Lineage: Eukaryota; Fungi; Ascomycota; Eurotiomycetes; Chaetothyriales; Cyphellophoraceae
Exons: 2
Coding region: 1-1875 (624 amino acids)
Biological process (GO): DNA-templated transcription
Molecular function (GO): zinc ion binding; DNA binding
Source: RefSeq, a predicted model, not a curated record